This is a messenger RNA of Pseudophryne corroboree (corroboree frog), 2788 nucleotides long. Its product is annotated as gonadotropin-releasing hormone II receptor-like. Gene Ontology annotation, cellular component: plasma membrane. The transcript is spliced from 4 exons. Lineage: Eukaryota; Metazoa; Chordata; Amphibia; Anura; Myobatrachidae. The record is from RefSeq and is a predicted model, not a curated record. Bases 925 to 2199 code for a protein of 424 amino acids. Gene Ontology annotation, molecular function: peptide binding; protein-hormone receptor activity; G protein-coupled receptor activity. Gene Ontology annotation, biological process: cellular response to hormone stimulus; G protein-coupled receptor signaling pathway.
GGCUUAGCACUGCGUUGGUGAAUCUAUCAGUAAGAGGCAGCUCUCCGCUCCGCCAGCCCACGUAGAGCUGCAGGGUGGCAGUGGUGGUGUGCAGUGAGGAUGGAGGAGCUGAGAGUGGGUUACCCCCAUACCUGCAGCACGGAGGAGAUAUAGAUCUAGCGAGCUCAGACGAGAGAGAGAGAGAGAGAGAGAGAGAAAGGAGGGGCAACUAUUAUCUGCAAUGAAUGAAUGACCUCUAACAUGGGCAGGCUGCAGAUCUCCACCAGCAUUCCAGCCUAGGACACCACCACCACCCUCUGGCUCUCCUAGGGGCAUCAGCUGCUGGCAUUGCCAGCCUGGGAGUAGCAGCCGGCGGCCAGGGGCACAGUGCCACUGCAGACUGUUUUGCACAGGACUAUCUGCAGAAGCGGACAGCUCCUUUUAUUCUCCACCGGCAAGCCAUCCACCGGGAAAAGACGUGAUCAAAGAGCAGACAAUAGGCAUCAUGUCUCUAUUGGGACAUUACACUGGCUAAUUGGGAAAUAAUGUCCAACAGAAGAGACACGAUGAAGCCUGGGAGACUGGCUGACCUGCCCGAGGAGAUGACAAAUGCGCCGAGGCUACAGGUUCGGAGCUGACAGUUGCACAGUGACGACGAACAGCACAGUCUGUUAAGAUAUACAUGUGGGCACCGGAGACACUAAAGAUGAUCCAGGCAAGAGGAAUAGAACCCAGGUGCAUGCUGGUCAGUAAGGAUAGAAAAUGUCUAUCUUGUCAUCAUGGUGGACAUACUCUGUGAAGGUCCAGCGCCGAACCGCUCUCAGGUCUCUCGGUGAGGAGAUUUGGCAUCUAUGUUUUGGAGCUGCCAUACACAAUGCUUUUACCCGCUGAUGAGCUGGAUGUACGCAUUUCGUCAUUGGUAAGGUCCCCUCCGAGAAGUCCAAGAUGAACAUGAGUGGCCAAGUGAUGGGAGGUGGGUCGGCUGGUUUUCUAGGCCUCUGCGUAUUCAGAGGUCUCAACCUCAGCUGCAUCCAUAUUAACGACCUGGAAAAACCGCACAGACCCAACAUAACUCUGGUCAACGAAGACCACUUUGUGCUGCCCACCUUCUCCAUGGCUGCCAAGGUGCGCGUGGCCAUCACCUGCGUCCUCUUCAUCUCCUCCGCCUGCUUCAACUUGGUCACGCUGUGGACAAUCACUCACAAGUACAGGAAGAAGUCGCACAUCCGCAUCCUCAUCAUCAACCUGGUGGCGGCCGACUUGCUCAUCACGUUUGUGGUGAUGCCGCUGGACGCGGUAUGGAACGUCACCAUCCAGUGGUACGCCGGGGACGUGGCCUGCCGGAUCCUGAUGUUCCUCAAGCUGGUGGCCAUGUACUCUUCUGCCUUUGUCACCGUGGUGAUUAGUCUCGACCGCCACGCCGCCAUCCUAAACCCACUGGGGAUAGGAGAUGCAAAGAAGAAGAACAAGGUCAUGCUGUCCGUGGCCUGGACUCUGAGCCUUCUGCUGGCUACCCCACAGCUCUUUGUGUUCCAUACGGUCAGCAGAUCGCAGCCGGUGCACUUUGUCCAGUGCGCCACGGUGGGCAGUUUCCAGGAACACUGGCAGGAGACGCUGUACAACAUGUUCACCUUCUGCUUCCUCUUCCUGCUACCGCUCCUCAUCAUGCUCUUCUGCUACACCCGCAUCCUCAUAGAGAUCUCUCGCAAGAUGAAGAAGGCCUGUGGUUCUUCUAGUGAAAUCAACCUCCGACGCUCGUACAACAACAUUCCCCGAGCCCGGAUGAGGACUUUUAAGAUGUCGUUAGUGAUUGUGUUGACGUUCAUCGUGUGCUGGACACCAUACUACCUCCUUGGAAUCUGGUACUGGUUCUCCCCAGAGAUGCUGACCCGGCGCAAGGUCCCGCCGUCGCUGAGCCACAUCCUCUUCCUUUUUGGUCUUUUCAACACAUGCCUGGACCCAAUCAUCUACGGCCUCUUUACCAUACACUUCAGCCGAGAGGUCAGAAGGGUCUGCCGGUGCCACGCCCAGGGAAAGGACAACGACGCGGCUUCUUUGGGCACCGGCUCCUUCCGGACCUCCACCGCUGCGGUGUCCUUGAAGAAGUCCACUGGGGCUUCCAGAGUUUCCUGCAAACUUGACCUAGAAGUCACUGGGGUUGGUCUACAUUCAGGUAAAAGUGACCAUCACAAAAGGAAAGUUGUGGAGAGUUUCAUGUGAGGAGCAGAAGGAGUGGUUAUCCCGAGACAAUCCGACGAACGAAUCAGGUGACCAGGGUUUGGCGGUCGCUGCAGGGCACAGAUGGAAGGCUUGCCCAUCCCACUGCCAGUAGAUACUCCAAACGCACACAGGGCCGAGCAUUAAGCAUCGCACAAUGUUGUUACAGACACAAUUUGCCUUAGACCUAAUACGAGAUGAUCCAUUACAUUUCAUUUCAACCAUAUGGUUCCCAGUUUUAGUUACUCAUGGCCGUAGAUAGCGCUACCAUCCAUGGUCGAUGAUUUUUAGCCCCAUCGGCAGUAAAACAUUGAUGAAUAAGGACUGUACAUGUACAGACUGGAAAAACACGCCGCAAACAAUGUUUUCAACUUGCCAUCGGCCAUAAACCAUCAACUGUUGCAAAACCAUCGAUGGUCGAUGUCCAUCCCUAGUUGUAGUCACUUCAAACACCGGGUGAAAAGCCUCGCACUUGAGGUCCAGCAGUGAAACCCCGGUCAUUCUUUUUAAGAGAAAUCCUACUAGUGGAAUCUUCCUGGGCCUAUAUUCACUUGUAUUUUUCUGUAAAUGUUCAGUAAAAGACUUUAGUACA